AUGAUUAGACUCCAAGUUUGUUGCACAACAUGUGUGUUGGUCAACAACUUUUGUGACUUGGAAAGCAGUAGUCGAUUGGAUUCCCCUUUCCCUAACCAUCCAAGAACAAUUUUUUACCAAACAACCUCGAACAUUUCUUUGCUCGAUCUGAGCUUCUUAUUUUACGCACAAAAACCCCAAACCCUUCCUCAGCCUCCAUACUCUAUACUUCUGGCUAAUACGAUAAAAACGUCUGGGCAAAGAGAACGCAAAUUGGAUUUUCAUCAGCCGCUUCAGGAGAAGAAACUACUGUAA
This is a messenger RNA of Lactuca virosa, 294 nucleotides long. The record is from the annotation of a GenBank genome assembly. Lineage: Eukaryota; Viridiplantae; Streptophyta; Magnoliopsida; Asterales; Asteraceae.